Molecule: messenger RNA, 3573 nt
Organism: Rhodotorula toruloides NP11
Lineage: Eukaryota; Fungi; Basidiomycota; Microbotryomycetes; Sporidiobolales; Sporidiobolaceae
Product: pyruvate carboxylase
Exons: 11
Coding region: 1-3573 (1190 amino acids)
Biological process (GO): pyruvate metabolic process; gluconeogenesis
Cellular component (GO): cytoplasm
Molecular function (GO): pyruvate carboxylase activity; ATP binding; metal ion binding
Source: RefSeq, a predicted model, not a curated record
AUGAGCAGGGACGUCACCGCGCUCAAGACGCCCAUGCCGUCGCGCCCAGAGUCGCCCGGCGCCAUGACGCCCAGCAUCAACUCUUUGCGCCGCCUCGGACGCUCGCAGCCUCUCAGGAAGAUCCUCGUCGCCAACCGCGGUGAAAUCGCCAUUCGCGUCUUCCGUACCGCCCACGAGUUGGGCAUGACCACCGUCGCCAUCUACUCGCACGAGGACCGUUUUUCGGCUCACCGCAACAAGGCCGACGAGGCGUACAUGGUCGGCAAGGGCAUGACGCCUGUCGCAGCCUACCUCGCGCAGGACGACAUCAUCCGCGUCGCUCUCGAGCACGGCGUUACGAUGAUCCACCCCGGUUACGGCUUCCUGUCGGAGAACGCCGAAUUUGCUCGCAAGGUCGAAGAAGCGGGCCUCAUCUUUGUAGGCCCGCAACCGAAGGUGAUCGACGGACUGGGAGAUAAGGUGAAGGCACGCAAGCUGGCCAUGUCGAUCCAGGUCCCCGUCGUUCCUGGCACGCCCGGCGCCAUCGAGAACUUCAAGGAGGCGGACGCCUUUGUCGCCGAGCACGGCUUCCCUGUCAUCAUCAAGGCCGCCAUGGGUGGCGGAGGACGUGGAAUGCGUGUUGUUCGCGAGGCGUCCGAGUUCGAGUCGGCGUUCAAGACGGCCGUCUCGGAGGCGAAGAGCGCGUUUGGAGAUGGAACGGUCUUCGUCGAGCGCUUCCUCGACCAUCCUCGCCACAUCGAGGCGCAGCUCAUCGGUGACUCUGAAGGCAACGUCGUCCACCUCUUCGAGCGCGACUGCUCCGUCCAGCGUCGUCACCAGAAGGUCGUCGAGCUUGGCCCGUCGACCAACCUCCCGGACGAAUUGCGCGAGCAGCUCCUCGCCGACGCCGUCAAGAUCUGCAAGGCCGUCGGAUACCGCAACGCCGGAACUUGCGAGUUCCUCGUCGACUCGCGCGGCUACUACUUCAUCGAGAUCAACCCGCGUAUCCAGGUCGAGCACACUGUUACGGAGGAGAUUACCGGAAUCGACAUCGUCGCUGCGCAGAUCCAGAUCGCCGCUGGAGCUACGCUCGCCGAGCUCGGUUUGACGCAGGACACGAUCACGAAGCGCGGCUACGCCAUUCAGUGCCGCAUCACGACCGAGAACCCCGCCGCCAACUUCCAGCCCGACACGGGCAAGCUCGAAGUCUACCGCUCCGCAGGCGGUAACGGUGUUCGUCUCGACGCGAGUUCGGGCUUCGCGGGCGCCCAAAUCACGCCCCACUACGAUUCCUUGCUCGUCAAGUGCACAACUCGCGGCGCGACUUUCGAGAUCGCUCGCCGCAAGAUGCUGCGUGCACUUGUAGAAUUCAGGAUUCGCGGCACGUACACCAACAUCCCCUUCUUGUUCCGCGUCCUGUCACACCCGGCAUUCGUCGAGGGCAAGACGUGGACGACCUUCAUCGACGACACCCCCGAACUCUUCAACCUCGUCAACUCGCAGAACCGCGCUCAGAAGCUCCUUUCGUACCUCGGAGACCUCGCCGUCAACGGCUCGUCCAUCAAGGGACAGCAGGGCGAGCCGGGACUCCACGAGGAAAUCCCCAUCCCGACCUUCUACGACUCGAAGGACGACUCGAAGCCGAUCGACACGAGCGCGCCCUGCGAGACUGGCUGGCGCAACAUCAUCAAGGAGAAGGGUCCCGAGGGCUUCGCCAAGGCCGUCCGCGAGUACCCCGGCGUCCUGAUCAUGGACACGACCUGGCGCGACGCCCACCAGUCGCUCCUCGCCACCCGCCUCCGCACGAUCGACAUGGCCAACAUUGCCAAGGAGACGUCGCACGCGCUGCAGAACGCGUACUCGCUCGAGUGCUGGGGUGGCGCGACCUUCGACGUCGCUAUGCGGUUCCUCUACGAGGACCCCUGGGAGCGCCUCCGCGAAUUGCGCAAGCUCGUCCCGAACAUCCCCUUCCAGGCGCUCGUGCGCGGCGCGAACGCGGUCGGCUACACGAGCUACCCCGACAACGCCAUCUACGAGUUCUCGAAGCGCGCAGUCGAGAAUGGUCUGGACAUCUUCCGUGUCUUUGACUCGCUCAACUACAUCGAGAACAUGCGUCUCGGUAUCGACGCGGCCAAGCAGGCCGGCGGUGUCGUCGAGGCCGUCAUCUGCUACACCGGCGACGUCGCGAACCCGAAGGGCCACAGCAAGUACACGCUCGACUACUACCUCAACUUUGCCCAGGAGCUCGUCGACUGCGGCAUCCACGUCCUCGCAAUCAAGGACAUGGCUGGUCUUCUCAAGCCCGAGGCCGCAACCAUGCUUGUCGGCGCCCUUCGCAAGAAGUUCCCCGAUAUCCCUAUCCACGUCCACUCGCACGACACGGCCGGUAUCUCGGUCUCGUCGAUGCUCACCUGCGCUGCUGCCGGCGCCGACGUGGUCGACGUCGCGAUCGACAGCAUGUCCGGCACGACCUCGCAGCCGUCGAUGGGUGCCGUCUGCUCGGCGCUCGAGCAGUCCGGCCUGGGAACCGGCAUUUCGUACGCCAACAUCCAGGCGCUCAACCUCUACUGGUCGAACGUCCGCCAGCUCUACCAGUGUUUCGAGGCGAACGUUCGCGCGUCCGACUCGGGCGUCUUCGAGCACCAAAUGCCGGGCGGCCAGUACACCAACCUCAUGUUCCAGUCCCAGCAGCUCGGUCUCUCUGGUCAGUGGAAGGCCGUCGUCAAGGCGUACAUCGAGGCGAACGAACUCUGCGGCGACAUCGUCAAGGUCACGCCGUCGUCGAAGGUCGUCGGUGACUUUGCCCAGUUCCUUGUGGCCAACAAGCUCUCGAAGCAGGACAUCCUCGACCAGGCCGACAAGCUCGACUUCCCCUCGUCCGUCGUCGAGUUCUUCCAGGGCUACCUCGGACAGCCCGUCGGCGGCUUCCCUGAGCCGCUCCGCUCGAAGAUCAUCCGCGACAAGGAGCGCAUCGACGGUCGCCCCGGUCAGAACAUGAAGCCGUAUCCCUUCGCCGAGGUUCGCCAGCAACUUGUCGACAAGUACGGCUCGUCGAUCUCGUCAUGCGACGUCCUCUCGUACUGCAUGUACCCCAAGGUCUUCGAUGAGUUCAAGGAGUUCAACCUCAAGUAUGGCGAGCUCUCCAAACUUCCGACGCGCUACUUCCUCGCCAAGCCUCCCAUCGGCGAGGAGGUCCAGGUUGAGAUCGAGCAGGGCAAGAUGCUCAUCAUCAAGCUCAUCGCCGUCUCGCCCGUCAACCCCGUCACCGGCAUCCGCGAGGUCCUCUUCGAGCUCAACGGCGAGGCCCGUCUCGUCAAGAUCGAGGACCGCAACGCCGCGAUCGAGACUGUCCGUCGCGAGAAGGCGACGAAGGAGCCCGGAUCGAUCGGCGCGUCGAUGUCUGGUGUCGUCGUCGAGAUCCGCGUCAAGGAGGGACAGGAUGUCAAGGCUGGCGACCCCGUGGCGGUCAUGAGCGCCAUGAAGAUGGAGUCGAACGUCUCCUCCCCCGUCUCGGGCAAGGUCAAGCGCGUGGCCGUCCAGGCAGGCGACUCUCUCGACCAGGGCGACCUUAUUCUCGAGAUUGUGCACUCUUAG